UGAGUCGAUCGGUGGAUACGCGUGGUACAGGCUUUUAUUAGUCCCAUGAUCGCUGUCACAACCAGGGCUGUCAAACCUACGUUACACUCAGCCGGGUAUAAGAUCGAACGCCUUUCGUCAUCCGAGUCUCAGAGAUCUCAACGUCCGCGUCAACUUCGACACUUUGACAAUGCGCCUACUGGUCCUGGGUGCCGCUCUGCUGCUGCCCGCUGUUAGCCUCGCGCUGAGCUGGACUGCGACGCCCUUUAGUCCCCCUUCUUACCCUCUUGCAGUUCGCUCUCCGUACCUCUCCGCUUGGUUGCCUCAAGGGAGUGGCACGGCGUUGAACGGGGCUUGGCCACAAUUCUGGACCGGUUCUACCCUAGGAUGGGCAGGCUACGUGAACGUAGAUGGCUCGUCCUACAGCUUCCUCGGUGAUUCGUCUGUGUCUGGCGCAACUUUCUCGAAGGCUUCACAGAAAAGCGCAGAGUUCACCAGCACUCAGAGCAUCUUCGUAUUGACUGCAGGAGGAAUCGACUUGACCGUCACCUUCCUCAGUCCUGUCGAGCCGAGCGACUUGCUGAACCAAUCCAUUCCUUUCUCUUACAUGGCGCUGUCUGCGGCUUCUAAUGACGGUCAAUCGCACACUGUGUCUGUGUACUCAGACAUCAGCGCAGAGUGGGUCUCUGGUGACGAUGGCCUAACGGUUAACUGGACUACGACUACCGGCGACAUAAUCUUCCACCAAGUGCAGCUCGAGGACCAGACCGAGUUCGGCGAAGUCGAUGACCGUACUCAACAGGGCUCCGGAUACUAUGCGACGUUGAACACAAACAACGUCACCUACCAGACCGGCCAGGACAUCGUUGUUCGUGCGCAGUUCAUCAAGAACGGCGUACUCGCAAACACCCAAGACACGAACUUCCGCGCGGUCUCGAAUGAUUGGCCCGUGUUCGCCCUCGCGCACGACCUGGGCACAGUUUCGGGAACGUCAGCCACCGUCCUCUAUGCCGUCGGCCAUGUCCGCGACCCGGCAAUUCAAUACAUCAUCGCGGAUGAUCAGUUACAGCAACGGAACUUGUACUUCUGGAGUCAAUUCUCAACGGCAACGGAAGUGCUGUCGACGUUCUUGGGCGAUUAUGAAAAUGCGUUGGCGAGGGCCGCUGCGUUUGAUGCACAGAUCAGCUCGGACGCGUCUAAAAUCUCGUCUGACUAUGCUGACUGGGUCGCACUUGCCGUCCGCCAGGCCUUCGGUUCCAUCGAGUUCACGAUCUCGAAAGACAGCUCUGGCAACUUCAACACGUCAGACAUCAUGACAUUCAUGAAGGAAAUUUCGAGUGACGGCAAUGUCAACACGGUCGAUGUCAUUUACCCAGCUUGGCCCAUAUUCCUGUACACGAAUCCCGCCAUCGGCAAGUAUCUCCUCCUGUCCUUGUUUGAAUACCAGGCAACUGGUCAGUAUCCGAACGGAUGGGCUGUGCAUGAUAUGGGGGCGCAUUACCCGAAUGCAACUGGUCACAAUGACGGGAAAGACGAGCCCAUGCCACUCGAAGAGAGCGGCAACAUGCUUAUCAUGACGUUGAGUUACGUCCAAGCUACCAGCGACACCUCCUUGAUCACCUCUUACUACAAGCUCCUCGACCAGUGGACGCAAUACCUGAUCAAUGACUCGCUCAUCCCCGCGAACCAAAUCAGCACGGACGACUUCGCGGGGUCGCUCGCUAACCAGACGAACCUGGCCAUCAAGGGCAUCAUUGGCAUCCGGGCGAUGGGCGAGCUGGCAAGUUUGGUCGGCAACAGUGAGGACAGUUCCAACUACACUUCCAUCGCGUCGUCGUAUGUCACGCAGUGGCAGAACUUCGCAACGUCGUCGGACGGCACACACUUGAUGCUCGCGUACAACAAUGAUUCCAGUUGGGGCCUGACCUACAACAUGUGGGCUGAUAAACUCCUCAAGCUUAACCUCAUUCCCGACUCGGUGUACGAGAUGCAAACGGCGUGGUACCCUACGGUAGAUGCUCAGUACGGUGUGCCCUUGGACACGCGUCAUACGUACACCAAGACAGACUGGCAAACCUAUACGGCCGGCAUCAUGACGAACACAACAGUCAGGGACAUGUUCAUCAGCGCCCUCUACUCAUACGCCGCCGACGGCGAGAACAACGCGCCCCUCAGCGAUCUCUACUACACCACGAACGGUGAAGUGUAUAUCUUCCGAGCACGCCCGGUCGUGGGCGGCCAUUUCGCCCUGCUGGCGCUUCAAUCCGCAGGAGUGAGCAGCGUAAGCAAUGCCACAGGGGGUGUCUCGUCUAUGGCACUUUAACGCGUCGUCGGGAUCUAGGCUUGAUGCAUGGCGUGCAGGUGGCACCUUGGCGUUGUCUGCCAGCUGGCUAUGACGUUCGCGAUGGUUUGGUAAUCACCAA
Fomitopsis serialis is the source of this 2402-nucleotide messenger RNA. Its product is annotated as DUF1793-domain-containing protein. The coding region runs from base 170 to 2302 and encodes 710 amino acids. The record is from RefSeq and is a predicted model, not a curated record. The transcript is spliced from 20 exons. Lineage: Eukaryota; Fungi; Basidiomycota; Agaricomycetes; Polyporales; Fomitopsidaceae. Gene Ontology annotation, biological process: carbohydrate metabolic process.